Molecule: messenger RNA, 1674 nt
Organism: Triticum aestivum (bread wheat)
Lineage: Eukaryota; Viridiplantae; Streptophyta; Magnoliopsida; Poales; Poaceae
Exons: 5
Coding region: 721-1392 (223 amino acids)
Source: RefSeq, a predicted model, not a curated record
UGCCAACUAAUUUUCUGAAUCAACCGUUUGAGUUGUCACGACUAUGCUUCAAAGUGGCAACUAAUUUUGUGAAAACACUAUGUCUGUUGCCAUGUCAUAUGCAUGAUAAUGGCAAAUUGACUGUCCAAUAGACUCAAUUGCGUUUGUCAUGCUGACUUGUCAUAGCUGGACAUAUUUGAAUGUAUUACAUGACAACUCGUUUUUAUAUGAGGCCAUGGUGUGAGUUGCCACAUUAUAUGUUGUGCAUUGGAAGUUGUCUGCCCUUUUUUGAAGUGACUUAUGUUAACAUGGCAACUUUGAACCUAGUAGAUGUGAUAUGUACAUUUUACAAAGCCAAUGUUAGUUGCCACAUUUCCUGAUGGACAAUCCUAGGGGGGUGAGUGUUCCUAUGCUCUGCCUCAUUUGCCACUUUCAUUGGAGCCAACAUGGCAAGUAGAUUCUGCUAGCUGGCAACUGCUUCCUUCAGAAACACAUACAUGUCCCGUUGCCAUGUUUCUGCAAUUGCUUUUUCCAUUUCAUUAUUUUUUUUGCCUUUUGUGCAUGUUCAGCACAUGGCAACAACUGCCCUCUUCAGAUGCUUAAACUUUGGGGAAACCAUGGAGUUUUCUUUUUUGUUCAACGAUGAUAUCCAGUGAAUAUUUACUUUAUGCAUUUCUUUCUAUAUCCAUCGGCUGUGUUUUCAUUUCACCCUAAUGUGUGUUUUGUUCUUACCGUAGCACAAUGGCUCGCGGCGACCAUCAAGAUGAUGAUGAUGACUUCAUGGAGUUACCGCGACAGAAUCGCGCGACUGGUUGGAUAAAAGAUGGCGAUGAGAAGAGGAAACGUCAUCGCAAUAGGGCUUCGCAAGAACGCCUGACUAUAUUGACUGAGGGAUUUACUGAUGAGCAGAAGGGAGCUGCCGGUGAGAUGGGGAUGCAGGCUCUGAUGGAUGUUCGAUGCAAGAAUCUAGUGAACCAUGUAUGCGACUGGCUCGGUGAGAUUUAUGAUCCUGCCUCCAGGGAAUUCGUGAUUCCUGGACGUGGAAGACUGCCUUUGGAUGAGGAAUCUGUCUUCUGCACGUUGGGUGUUCCCUGUGGAGAAAUCAAAGUCCCAUAUGAGGUGAAUAAUAAGAAUGAGGAAGCCUUAUUCGCCUGUUUGUUUCCUGGGAUGGCAUCCAUGCCGAAUACGACUGUGCUGGCAACUUUGUUGGAGGGCUUGAAAACCCAUGGCGAGGUAUUUACGAUGAAGCUACUCAUGUACCUGAUCUCAGCUGUCUUUGCGCCUACCACAUCUCUUUGCCCAAGCAACAAGUGCUUCCCCAUCCUGGCGAAGUUGAAAGAUGUUAAGAACAUGAAUCGGUGUAAAUUCAUCGCAGACUUCCUGCAUGAUGCAUUCUCAAACAAGAUGUACUAGAAGGGUCGUCGCUUGCACUUAAUGCUCAUGUACGUCGAUUGUCUUGAUCUGUCCACUAUCGACUUUACUGGGAUAGGAGGUCCGUCACCUCCACAUAAGUGUAUCUGCAUGGACGUAUGAUGCUGUCAAGGCUGUGCUUGCCGCAGACAGGAUAACUGAUACGGAAUAGGGGAAACUACAGCUGAUGGUCAAGCAUGCUAUAGACUACAGUGUGUUUGGUGGGCCACGAAACUUUGGCAAGUGGAUGGAUGUGCAUUCAGCUUCAUCUUGUCCUACUGAGGC